This is a messenger RNA of Scheffersomyces coipomensis, 1654 nucleotides long. It is a transcript of the gene WRS1, whose product is annotated as tryptophan--tRNA ligase. Gene Ontology annotation, molecular function: tryptophan-tRNA ligase activity; ATP binding. The transcript has a single exon. NCBI's taxonomy places the organism in Eukaryota, Fungi, Ascomycota, Pichiomycetes, Serinales, Debaryomycetaceae. Bases 341 to 1615 code for a protein of 424 amino acids. Gene Ontology annotation, cellular component: cytoplasm. The record is from RefSeq and is a predicted model, not a curated record. Gene Ontology annotation, biological process: tryptophanyl-tRNA aminoacylation.
AAAAAAUAAAAGAAAAACUAUUUUAAAACUAUUUUAAACCGUUGUAUAUGUAGAUUGAUAAGUUAUUAGACAUUCAAGUUUGCGUUUAUCUUUUUUGAACCUAUAUCUGUAUACUUAAUAUAUACCUUUUUACACCUAUAAAGUUGUUAUUACAUCUCUACGUUAAUAAUCCUCUCUUGAUGGUUGCAGAAUUUUUCACUCUAAACGAUGAACCUGGAUUUUUAACGGACUGCAUAUAAUAUGGUGAGUCUUUUUUGGAUUUUCGAUAUCAAUUAUAAGCAUUUAAGGAAAUCAUCAAUAUCAUCGUCAUCAUCUUUUCAAUUGGUUCUCAAGAAUAACAAUGUCAGUCGAAGGAAAGGUUGAAAAGUUGUCAGUCAAAGACGAAGUUGAACAAGUCGUUACACCAUGGGAAGUUGAAGGAGCAGUGGUGGAUGGUAAAGCUCAAGGUAUCGAUUAUGAUAAAUUAAUUAAACAAUUUGGGACAAAAGCUAUAACUGAAGAUACUUUAUCUAAAUUUAAAAGAUUAACUGGUCAAGAACCUCAUCCAUUCUUAAAGAGAGGAGUGUUCUUUUCUGAAAGAGAUCUUGAUAGAAUCUUGGAUUUAUAUGAACAUGGUGAACCAUUCUUUCUUUAUACUGGUAGAGGUCCAUCAUCUGAUUCGAUGCAUUUAGGUCAUAUGGUUCCAUUUGAAUUCACAAGAUGGUUACAAGAAGUAUUUGAUGCUCCAUUAGUGAUUGAAUUAACUGAUGAUGAGAAAUUCUUAUUUAAACCAAAAUUAUCGAUUGAAGAUGUUAAACAAUUUUCUAAAGAUAAUGCUAAAGAUAUUAUCGCUGUUGGUUUUAAGCCAGAAAAUACCUUUAUAUUUUCUGAUUUAGAAUAUAUGGGAGGAUCAUUUUAUGAAAAUGUAGUUAGAACUUCAAGACAAAUCACCACUUCAACUGCUAAAGCUGUAUUUGGAUUCCAAGAUUCUGAUUGUAUUGGUAAGAUUCAUUUUGCUAGUAUUCAAAUCGCUACUGCUUUUCCAUCUUCAUUCCCUGAUGUAUUAGGCUUACCUCCAAAGACUCCAUGUUUGAUUCCAUGUGCCAUUGAUCAAGAUCCUUAUUUUAGAGUUUGUCGUGAUGUAGCUGAUAAAUUAAAAUUUUCUAAACCAGCUUUAAUUCAUGCUAAAUUUUUCCCUGCUUUACAAGGAGCAUCAACUAAAAUGUCUGCUUCAGAUACUACUACUUCAAUCUUUAUGGGAGAUUCUCAAAAGGAAAUUAAAAGAAAAGUUAAUAAAUAUGCCUUUUCAGGAGGUCAAGCUACUCUUGAAGAUCAUAGAAGAUUGGGAGGUAAUCCUGAUACUGAUGUUGCAUAUCAAUAUUUAUCAUUCUUUAGUUAUGAUGAUGCAAGAUUACAAGAACUUUCUGAUGAUUAUAAAUCUGGGAAAGUAUUAUCAGGUGAAAUGAAACAAGAAUGUAUAACUGUAUUACAAGAAUUUGUGGCUGCUUAUCAAGAAAGAAGAAGUAAAAUUGAUCAAGAACUUAUUGAUAAAUUCAUGAAACCUCAUAAAUUAGUAUAUGGCCAAAAGGAAAGAUUAGUAGCUCCUAAAGUUAGAGAAAAGAAAGAAAAGAAAUAGAUGAUUAAUAGAUAAUUUUAUGUACAUUCAUUCUCUAUA